ACCAACGGCAGGCUCAGAGAUGCUGUGAGCGCGAGACCGCAGCAUCUUUCAGUCCCACGAUCCAGGAAAAAACGCACACACCUCCGUCAGAGCCCGUAUCCGCACACAGCGCAUUUUCAUCCUCCUCCUCCUUCUCUCCGGACUUUACUGACAUACCGAACACCAAAGCGCUCGAGGCUACAUUCACAUGCAAGAGCCAAGGAGCGCUUUAGAAACAGCGUUUUUUGUUUCGCCUCUUUUCCUUUCUUAUUAUUUAUUCGACACUAUUAUUGUCUAAUACAUUUUUUUGGUGGGACUAACCAUCCUGAGGAGAGCGCCAUUACAGAAGACAAAGCGAAGCUUGGUAAAUUAUAAGAGGGAAUAAGAGUUGCAGCGUUUCUACCAGGACAGAACAACAAAACAACAUCCUGCUCCCUGAAUGUGAAUCCUUUCAACCGCGCGUCAAGCAGGAAGGACUCAGUGCGCUCUCGUGCCGGGUUCCCGAAGGAGCUUUUUGUAAACGCGCAUCUGUAACGAAACACGCGACGCAACCCGGCGCACUCGCACCUUACACCUCUGCCUUUAUCCAAGUCUCAAAUUUGGUGGACACGACCGGAUUCGACACGCUUCGUGCGAGGGAGAACCGCGGCGGCGUAUCGGCGUCCGUGAGAAAAUGAUGGCCGGAGGGGCAGUGCAGCAAAACGGUAUUUUCUCCAAUCCGCACCACCACAAUCAGCAGCCGCACAUGGAGUCUGAUCCGCCGGACUCCCGCAAGAGACCGCUGGAGACACCGACCGAAGCGAGCAGCACCAAGCGCACCAAUACGGGGGAAGAAGGAGAGUACUUUUUGAAAGUGCUGAUUCCCAGCUAUGCUGCAGGCUCUAUCAUUGGCAAGGGAGGACAGACCAUUGUGCAGCUACAGAAAGAGACAGGUGCAACUAUCAAGCUGUCCAAAUCCAAAGACUUCUACCCAGGAACGACUGAGCGAGUGUGUUUGAUCCAGGGCACUGUUGAGGCCCUUAACAGUGUCCACGAUUUCAUAGCUGAGAAGGUCCGGGAGAUGCCUCAGAGUGCCGCCAAAACAGAGCCAGUCAGCAUACUUCAGCCACAGACCACAGUCAACCCAGACCGCAUCAAACAGGCCAAGUUGAUUGUGCCCAACAGCACAGCAGGGCUGAUCAUCGGUAAAGGUGGUGCUACAGUGAAAGCCGUUAUGGAGCAGUCAGGCGCAUGGGUGCAGCUCUCACAGAAACCAGAGGGUAUCAACCUGCAAGAGCGUGUUGUCACCAUCAGUGGGGAGCCCGAGCAGAACCGCAAGGCAGUGGAGAUAAUAGUACAAAAAAUCCAGGAAGAUCCACAGAGCAGCAGCUGCCUUAACAUCAGCUACUCCAAUGUCACAGGCCCUGUGGCCAACUCCAACCCAACAGGCUCACCGUAUGCUAACUCGGCAGAAGUGAUGCCCGCUGCAGCUGCUGCAGCUGCUGCCACAGCUUCCAGCCUCUUGGGGCAGGCCAGUCUGGCAGGGGUGGGUGCCUUUCCUGCCGCUGCCAUGUCCAGCUUCUCAGGAAAUGACCUCCUGGCCAUCACAUCAGCUCUUAACACAUUGGCUAGCUAUGGAUAUAACACCAAUUCCCUGGGUCUGGGGCUUAAUCCGGCUGCUGCCUCAGGGGUUCUAGCAGCUGUGGCAGCAAGUGCAAACCCUGCUGCUGCUGCAGCGGCCAACCUACUGGCCUCCUAUGCCAAUGAUGCAUCCACCAGUACCGGCCACCCUGCCACUGGCUUAGGAGGAUUUACACUGGGCUCUCUGGCCGCUGCCACCGGGGCUACUAAUGGGUAUCUGAGUGCAGCUUCCCCACUAGUUGCGAGUUCAUUAUUGGCCACUGAGAAGCUGGCAGAGGGUGCAAAGGAUGUAGUGGAGAUUGCCGUACCUGAGAACUUGGUGGGAGCUAUCUUGGGCAAAGGUGGCAAAACGCUCGUGGAGUACCAGGAACUGACAGGAGCUCGAAUCCAGAUCUCGAAAAAGGGAGAGUUUGUUCCUGGCACUAGGAACCGAAAAGUCACCAUCACUGGAUCACCUGCUGCCACACAAGCAGCCCAGUAUCUCAUCAGCCAGCGAAUCACAUACGAGCAGGGUGUGAGGGCCACCAAUCCGCAGAAGGUGGGCUAAAACAGGGAGAAAGAAGGAGUGGGGGAUGGAUGGAAUGAUACAGAGAAAGAGAAAGGAGGGCAAAAAUUUUGAAGGAAAUCAUCCACUAUGUGCUACGUGCAUAUUUCAGUAUUAAAAAAAGAUGGAAAAUAGUCCACUUUGCAAGAAAAGGAAUGAGUAAAAAAUAUGAAAACCAAGAAAAAAACAUGUAAAAUGUAUAUAUGGGUUUAUUUCUUAAGUUUUCAUCUUUCAGGAUUUUUUUAUUGGUUGAAAAUUUGGUUUAGAUUUUUUCAGUUUUUCUUUUUUGAGUUUAUUUUUUUCUGGACAGUGGUGAAUAAUAUUUCAGACUGGCAUGCUUGCUGCAGCUCCCAGCAGGUGGUGGGGUUGGGGGAGAACAGGGUGGAGCAGUUGGACUUAAGCCUACCUGGAAUGAGCCCUGUACCCAUUGCCAGUCCUUUUCUAGCUGACAAGAUUAUCAUUUUUUUUUUAACUAUUCAGUUUAAUUGCCUACCCCUAUAUCCUAUGUGGGCCAAAUGAGAUGGCAAACAAGUGCUUGGGUUUUAGACUUAGGGCAGAUUCCCCUAUGUGGUCAGUGGUUCUCCAUGCCACUUUACCCAUUGUCCUUGUACAUCCCAAACAGCCUAAUCCCUGCAGGGCAGGCUGGGAUUGGGGGCAUGAGGGGAAGCUGAUUAGGGUCUCACCUUCUAGCUACUAGCUAAAAACCUGGAGUCCUCUUUAAACCGGGUGCAUGACCUGCAAUGCUUUUACAGAUUUAACUAGCAUAAGAGAAGUUUGUAGAGUUGGUUGGGGACACAGGCCAAGCAUAAUGCACCUACUUGGGUCAAUUAGUACCAGAGCAGCGAACAAUGUGGCGAUAUGCGUCUGGUAUUAAUCGAAAUAUUAUUAGUAGUUGUAGUUCUACUCUUAUUAUAAACAUCUACACCAUUGAUAUUAUUUAUUAAUAUAAUUUCACCAAUCAGGACUGAGGUGUUUUAAUUUUUUUAUUAAUCUGUGAAUUCAGGUUGACAUGAAUGUAAAGACAAUAUUUUGGAUUUAGUUUUUUAUUUAAGUGAAUUGAAUAGUAUGUCACAGUGUAAUAUAUGUCUUAUUUAAAGUCCAGUGACAACUGCACCGUCGGCACCAUCAGAGAGAAUAGGAGCAGGUAUAAUGUACUGUACGUUAAAAUGAAUACAUAGAACACACACAUGCAUACAUACACACAUACACAUAGGCACAUACAUUAAAAAGGAACUACAUUUGACUUAAGGGUAGACAAAUCAGUGGAACUAGACAAUUCAUAUAUAAACAUGUCUAAUAAUAAUAAAAAAUAGAAUAAGAUGUUGCACAAAUUCAAUGGAGUGUACCGAUAACAAGAACAAACUUAUUUGAGAUCAAAUCCCUUAUGUUUUGAAAUCCCUUUAUAUUAAAAAAUGUCCCUCUUUUAUUUGUUAAAAAAAUGUGGUGCAAUUAUAUUUAAUUUCAGUGAGCUAAGUGAGACAUCUAUUCAAGUCAGUUGUCACUGGCUAUUGACAAAUUGUGCAGGUGUAUCAUAUAUUGAACAGAAAUGUCUCUUUGUAGACAAAUACUACUGAACAACUACAACAAACAUGAACAAAACAUCAGUUUUGAUGAGCACAUGGAUGUGAUUUUUAAGGCCAAUGACUAGGCUAUCCUGGUGGCAAGGAGAUUAGAAAAAAAACAUCUUUUCAAUCUUUUGAUCUGUUAAACUUUUUAAAGGGUUAUUAACUAUAUAUGCCCUAUAUGGGAUGUGCAUCGCCAUGCUUUGGCCACACUUUUGAACUUUUAAAACAUCUCUGUACUCAUCAGAACUACCAAUGUGCUGCUAAACAAUCCAAUAGACAUGCAUACUUUUGUGGUUAGAAUACACUGAAUUUCGUCUUAAUGCACUGUGAAGUGUGGAGGCCAUGUUUGAAGGCCCAGAAGUAAAGGUUCUCUCUCAGACAAAAAAAAAAAAGAUUCACGUAAUAAAGCGUAUUGGAAACAGUUGUAGGGUGUCAGAAGAAAACAGAUUUGGACACACUGGUUUGUUACACAUAGAAAAUGUAACUAAUUAUGAAGAACCGUUUCUUUGGGUAUUAUAUUGCUACUGUAUCAGACUUUGAGUUCCCAGCCUUCGUCUAAAUUACCGCCAGCAUUCAUGGUGCCUGCUCCCAUAUUUAAGGUUGAUGACGGGAAGAAAAUUCCUUGUCCAGCUUAAAUGACCCAUGAUCGAUAGUUCAUUCCAAAAAUUUAAUUGAAGUUCAUCUGAAAGGAGAUUUUCAAGCAUUUCAAAAUGACCUUUCAAUGUACCAAAUAGCCUGGAGGAACAAAAGAAGCCGAACAAAAAUAUGAGACCGAGAGCAGAAUCUAGACAGCAGUGUACUCUCUCUUCACUAACUAAAUAUACAACGGUCUUCCUCUCAAUUUCUCAAUUUGGAACGCCAGGGAGAGUAAAUCUGAACCCAUUGGUAAGGAGACUUCUUUAUUCCCAUCUAACACCAUCAACCUUUCCUCACCUCCUCUCAACCCCUCUUUACUUCCGUGCACACCUCCCAUUUUGACACAUCAACCAAGAGACCCCUUUCUCUCACAUCUCUCCAUGGGUGGCAAUGUCUGGUGCUAAAGUGCAUGUUUGCUUGCCCUUUCACAAAACAAUGACUCGUCAAAAGAGAUGUGACCUAGGUUUUGCUGUGUAGAAAUUAAAUGCUUGCACUAGAUUUCAAUGAAAGUCUAUGCUUUGAAAAAAGACUGUGUGCAGCACCAUAUAUUUGGAAUACAUGAUGGUGCUACUGGUUUGAGGUUGAUGCAGUUAGCGGAAUCUUUUAGGAGAUGCUAUGCUUCAGCUCACAGGGAAAUAGAUUUGCAUUUUGUUCAACACAUUAAUGAUGCUAGUUACUUAUUUAGCAGCCGCAGUAGACAGAAUUAAUAAAGUGUUUUUAAAAUGAUUGAAGGCAAGGAUGAUCUGUGGUUGCUAUAUUUUCCAGUAAAGAGCCGCGAAAGUUGAAAACUUGAGUGCCUCCGCAUUUUAGAGUGCAUACACAUCCCACACAUAGAAUUCUACUUGUGCGUACAAACAGACCUGACUCAUGUCACAUCAUUAACACCACAAAAAAAACACACAUGGGCCCACAAGCCCAAUUACACAGACAAUUACAUUUUUGCAGGAAAAAAUAGGAUUAGGAGGAUUCAUUAAUUACACAGAAAUUCGAUACGUAAGAAUUUAAGUAAAGCAAGACAUUACUGUGAAAUUUUAAUGUGAACUCUAAGAACAGGUGCCAUCUUAGUGUGCCUAGGAGCAGCUUAUUGUUAGUGUUUUCCUUUACUUCAGUACUUAAAAUGCAUAUUAUGGGGGGGACGUCUACUUUUUUCUGUUGUUAGUAACUGGGGAACUAGAUAAAAUGUGAUCAGUACUGGAAGCAAUAUACGUAGUAGCAUGUUGUCCUGUCUCGUCUUUUAUUCUGUCUGUGUAGGAGCUUUCGAUUUACCUAGGUGUUGAGUAGGUUUGCAUAUUUAAUAUUUUUAAGUUGUGAAGAUGCUGCUAUUGAAUAAGUGACGUACUAAAAAUUUAAGAUUUAAACAUAUCUGGUCAGUCGUUUAGCGAGGUGUGCUAGUUCUAAGAGGUGUAAUAAAUGCUACAUAAAACGAUAACUGCUAUAUUAAACAGACCACAUGAACGUGCCAAAAUAGAUCUUUACAGACUCAGCAACUGUAAAUGUGUGAUUUACAAGACCAUUAUUACAAGCAAACUUACUUUUAUAAGUAAAAAAGAAAAUGUGAAAAGUGCCAAACAAACCACAGUUUAAGGUUUAAACUAGCAAAGUGGCCAUUUUUAAAACUAGUAGGAACAAAAUAGAUGUUAGUGCUAUUAAGUUAAAGGUUUUCAGCCCCAUCAUGAACUAAUAUGAGAGGAAAGUGUGAUGAGAGAAUCAUCUUGCUCACCUGACAAAUGAAUAUAGUGCCAUGUGGCCAUUAAUGCUACAUCACUGGGGCUAGAAGACUGCCGUAGACCUAGGCUAGCAUGAGUUUAAUACGUUAUCAGCAUUCUUAAUACAGCCUUUUAUAGUUCUGAAGAUGUAUUUUGUGAAAAUAGAUGUUAUCUUUCUUUGCACGUCUAUAUUGCAUGAUAUCUAAAAAGUAAAGUGUGGAUAAAAAAACAAGAAAUGAAAAUCAUACAAAAAAAGAGAAAACAUUAGGCAACGUGCGUUCAUUUUGAGGACAAAUCCUGCAUGCCGACACUAAGAGCAUUGGAGUUUUAUUUUACACACUUUGACCAGUCUUUUACUUCUGCAAAGACUAUACUGAGAAUUUCUGUUGUCCAUCUGCAGGAACCAGAAUCAUUCAUACAUAAUCAUUGUGCAUUUCUUUUUGUUUGCAAUUUUGAAGUAUGACAACAUUUUAAGAAAAAAAAUGUCCAGAUGUGGUUGUGAUUUUUAAAAUAGCAAAAGCAACCUAAUUAAAAUUGGGUUUAAAAUUAUUGUUUUCUUUCUUACUAAAACUGAGGUCUUGUCCAUGAAUGUACUCACCACUGCAUAACUUUGCAUAUCAUUUUCAAUCAUGACUUUUAAAGCAUGAUGUGUUUUUGUAUAUUGUGUGCCAAUACUAACAUCUUUUAGGCUACAUUAUGCCCAGUGCUUACUUCUAUUUUUGCCACAUUAUAUCUCACAUUAUGCUCAAACCCAUGAUUUUGAUGAUGCGCACUUUAUUCACUUUUUUUGCCCAAAUUUGAAAUGACAGUGAAUGGGUUGUGAAAACGUAUCGCCUAAGCCCUCUGUCUCUGCUGUUCAGAUUUUGUGACUUCUAAAACCCAAAAGCUAUUCCGCUAAGUGAAUUUUCUUUAUGACAGAUUAGCCGCUAAUCUCCAUUAAUAAAUGACAAACAAUAAAUAAAAAAUAAGAGCAUUAUGAGUUUAUUGUCAAGGUGCCAAAAGAGAAUGCCACAACCAAAUACAUUUUUGAACAAUGUAACGUAUCCAAAAUUUACAGAAUUGGUAAUGCACCUUAUUGAGAUAUAUAUAUUAUAUAUUAAUAUUAUAUAUAUAUAUAU
Silurus meridionalis is the source of this 7168-nucleotide messenger RNA. RefSeq names its product NOVA alternative splicing regulator 2 (gene nova2). NCBI's taxonomy places the organism in Eukaryota, Metazoa, Chordata, Actinopteri, Siluriformes, Siluridae. Gene Ontology annotation, molecular function: mRNA binding. Bases 653 to 2146 code for a protein of 497 amino acids. Gene Ontology annotation, cellular component: nucleus; cytoplasm. Gene Ontology annotation, biological process: mRNA splicing, via spliceosome; regulation of alternative mRNA splicing, via spliceosome. The record is from RefSeq and is a predicted model, not a curated record. The transcript has 4 exons.